This is a messenger RNA of Spea bombifrons (plains spadefoot toad), 2008 nucleotides long. RefSeq names its product pyrimidinergic receptor P2Y4 (gene P2RY4). Bases 154 to 1623 code for a protein of 489 amino acids. Gene Ontology annotation, biological process: G protein-coupled receptor signaling pathway. Gene Ontology annotation, cellular component: plasma membrane. NCBI's taxonomy places the organism in Eukaryota, Metazoa, Chordata, Amphibia, Anura, Pelobatidae. The record is from RefSeq and is a predicted model, not a curated record. Gene Ontology annotation, molecular function: G protein-coupled UTP receptor activity. The transcript has 2 exons.
GCCAAAAGACACCGACCGGAGAGAUAAGUGGUUACUCCGCAUCAGGCAACAAUUAUAUUUCUAAACUUUCUUUUGGAAGUCUUGAGAUUUUCCUAGAACAGGAGCUGCGUGACUUUAUGUUUGGGCAGAGAGGAGACAUCCAAGCUGUGAAUCAUGACAAGUUCCUCCUUUACUCUUCUGCUGUCCCCACUCCCAUCCAAUGUAACAGAAGAAGACAAUGAAAGCUGCAUCUUCAAUGAGCAAUUUAAGUUCCUGAUUCUACCAAUUUCCUACAGCGCAGUCUUCAUAGUGGGGCUGCCCUUAAACGCAACGGCUAUAUGGAUUUUCAUUGCUAAGAUCCGGCCUUGGAGCCCAACCACAGUGUAUAUGUUUAACCUCGCGCUGUCUGACAUGUUGUAUGUGUUAUCACUUCCAACCUUGGUUUACUAUUAUGCUGACCAUAACAACUGGCCUUUUGGGGAAGCCCUGUGUAAAAUUGUCCGUUUUCUCUUCUACACCAACCUAUACUGCAGCAUCCUUUUUCUCACCUGCAUCAGUGUGCACCGCUACUUGGGAGUAUGCCACCCUCUUCGUUCCCUGCAGAGAGUAAAAGUCAAGCAUGCGCGUAUAAUCUGUGCUAGUGUGUGGUUAUCGGUUAGCAUCUGUCUGGUACCUAAUCUCAUUUUUGUCACAGUCAGUCCGAGAGGUAAUUCGAUAAUUUGUCACGACACCACAACGCCUGAUCAAUUUGAAACUUAUGUGGAGUACAGUACAGCUGUUAUGAGUCUGCUCUUUGGGGUCCCUUGCCUGGUGAUCACAUGUUGUUAUGGAUUCAUGGCCAGGGAGCUAACAAAACCACUAGUUAGUGGAUCACAUACUUUACCAUCCUACAAGAAAAGGUCCAUCAAGACAAUUGUUGUGGUCCUUGUAGUAUUUACAAUUUGUUUCCUCCCAUUCCACAUUACACGGACCUUGUACUAUUAUGCAAGACUUAAGGAAGAAUGCCAAUUUCUUAAGGUGGUGAAUAUAAUAUACAAAAUAACACGUCCAAUGGCUAGUGCCAACAGCUGUAUUGACCCUGUCCUCUAUUUUCUUGCCAGUGACAGCUAUCAGAGACGGCUGUUGAGGACAGUGACUAGGGUUUCUGGGACAUGUAGGCGGCAUUUUGCUACACGCCGUUCAGGGCCCUUGUUAUGCAGGAGAGGUGGCAGUCUUGCUGUGAUUACUACUGAAGAGCCACAGACCACUGGCAGUUUAGGCAGCAUUUUGGAAGAAAGGGGUAUGAGGAGCAGAGUUGCAGGGAGAAACACAGAGGAAGUUGAGAAUGGGCAUGGAGAGCAGGAGUGCAAUAAUCAAAGUCAAAAAAGGAGAGCCUUGGAACAGAAAGAAUGUAUGCAAAGUGGAAAAGAAUCCUGGGGGGAAGUGGUGGGUGCUAUGAAAGUCAGAGAUACAGGAACUGCAUGUAUACUGGAAAGACAUAAAUCACUGGGAGAGAAAAAGAAGGCAAAUGGCAUUGGAGAAAACCAUGGCAGAUGGAGUCUACGUAUGAGAGAUGUUGGAGAUGCAAAUGAGGAACAAAUACAUGAAAUCCCAUGUGAAGCAAAGGGUAGCUCCACAUGGAACCUCUUGGAGUCUACAGAAUGAACAGUGUUUCCUUGUUAUAAGGAAAGAACACAGAAGGAACAAAAUUAAUGCUGCCAAGCAUCCCUGUUAUGUAACAAAGGGAAACAAUGAGACUAUUGUGUUAAAACAAAGUAAUUGGAGCAUUGUGUGUAUGCUGAAAUUCUGGGAGAGUGUAUAUCGCCAACUGUCUAGCAAAAUAGGUGUGGACAUAAGCAUAGUGUAUCAACAAAGUACACUAUGGGUUUAUAGGGGACUGACUUAUAAAGCUGAGCACCUAGUUAUGAUAUCACAUAACACAGAACUAGGACUGCAAUUGAGACACUUGUGGGGAGACUGAAACAAGCACAGACUUCAAGCUCUCGCCAGCAGUAUACAAUGGUUGUCCCAUGCAAUAUAUAUUGUGAAA